UUAGAGUUUGAAAAAUGGCGCAAGGUGGAGAAAUAUUGGAUGGAGGUUGAUUUCUGAAGCUAUCUGCCUCCACAUUAGCUGUUGUUGAUUAAUUCUAAGCUAGCCGUCCAAUGGGAUGUUGGGUUAAAAGACUGCAGGCCCGCUGGCAGGCUUACCGGUACCGGUUCGUGCCGUGGAUCGCCUUGAACUUGAAGGACAGGAAGCUGCGGUCAGUCCCAAAAGGCUCUCAGGAUAAGAUCAUCCCAGACUCCGCUGUCUUGUCAACCUUGGUGGAGUUUUUCAGUGCUCUUGAGAGAGGCCCAGCAAACUGUAACCCACUGCACAGCUCACCAAACAGAACAGACACCUCCCCCCAGCCAUCUAACAAACUGCAGUCAUACGGCAGCAUUCGUGAUGUUCAAAACAAUAGACUUGGAAAUAUAACGUUAGACAGAACUGAUGAAAUGUACAAUUCAAUGCAUGGUUCAACGAUAAAAAAUGCAUUUCUAGAAAGUAAAUUGUCUCAAGUGUAUGCAAUACCACAUUUGCAAAAGAGAUAUAUUCAAGAAAAUUUGUCAACCCCAAAUGUCUUAAGCAUGCCUAGUUGCAAUACCAAUGUUGAUACACUUUCAUGCCAUGACAUGACCUUCCAUCCUUUGAUGAAGAAGUACAAAACAGCAUCCAGACAUGAUGAUGCAGUAGGACAAAAAAUAAUUAUGAAAAGGAAAUAUAGAACUGAAGCAACUGUCCCUCCUGUGGAGAGAUACCAGCAUGGUUUGGAGGUGAUGUUGGAGACACUUGGGUUCUGUACUGAGAGGAAGGAAAGUAGUGUAGUUGGAGUAGGGAGAGGUGUGUUUGUGACGAGGGGAACGGUGCCUGCAAAAACUGUAGUUUCCAUGUAUCCAGGUACAAUGUACUAUCCCUUUGAACCCAUCCUCUUUCAAUCCAUCGCCAACCCGUUUGUGUUCCGCUGUAUUGAUGGUGUCUUCAUUGAUGGUAAUGAUCGUAGCUUCUCCAAGAUGAUCUACAGGUCUUGCGCUGGACGUGACAGGAUUGGACCGUACUUGACCUGUGACCGGUCGUGGCUGACGCCGUACCCCAAAAAUCCCCUGGCCGUGGGACAAUACGUCAACAACCAAUCAGCAGGUCAUCCAGCCAAUGUUGCCUACCAGGAGUAUAAUAUCCAAGUGGACUUCCCAUUCCCUCUGAGGAAAUAUCUCCCAAACAUCCACUAUAGCCCCAACCUUCAGACUUCUCAGGAUGCAAGCUACAGGUCACUAAGAGUGGUGGUACUGGUGUCCUUACGUGACAUCGAAGCAGGGGAGGAACUCUUUUCCUCUUACUUUACCCUAGUGGAAUAAGUCACUUAAAAGUCCUCAAACUGAUGAGAUCUGAACAAUUUGGCGCUUUACCAACUCAGCCGGACAACCUGGUCAAGUCAGCAGGGGUGUGGGGCAGAGAUGACUGGGUGUUGGGCCAAAUUAUGGCUCAAGUUAGUAAAGGACUGAAUUGUCUUCCCGACCUGUCUGCAGUCUGCUUUAUGUUGUCAUGGUGAUGAUUUUGUUUGCCUUCUGCCCUACCCAUAGUGCACAGCAUAUUCCCAGCAUGCAAUGGGAUCUGUGAAAAGUCAUGCAUGAACCUCUCCAUUUGUCUGAUACAUUGCAAUAUUGACAAGAAAAAACAAAACAAGAAAACUUCUCUCACCACAGCACUUUAUUGAUUCAUAGAUUCUCCACUUUCCCAUAAUAUUAAUAUGCACAGUACAAAGCACCUAUGGCCAUAUUGAAUCAUUGUACAUGGGUCAGAAGUAUCAAAGUUACCUAUAUACACAAAGUAAGAUGGAACCACCUCACAUUUAAACUCAGAAAUAACGGAGCAAAUGUGUCGCUCCCAAUAUUUGCACAUUGAUAUUGAAUAUGCUGAAUAACUCUUCUAUCCACCACCAAUAGAUAUUUUACGUAGUACCACCGAUGUUUUUCACAAGAAAUUCUAUAAUGUACAUACUUGUACAGUGAUACCAUAUAGCAAAUGCAGCACAUCUCUUGGGGUAUGAACAAAAUGGAACUUACAUUACACAAGUAAAUUGUAAUCACAGAAAGUGUGUGUUUUCCUAUAAGCCUUAAUGUCUCAGGCUUCCACAUUUCAGAUGUAGACAACAUUUCAGUCUUUCUUUACACUGAAUCUGUUUCUUAAGUGAGCAAUAGAAUUAUUAUAUACCUGUUUCUAAAUUAUUACGCCAUCAUACUGUGAACCAAAAUUUCUGACAGAAUAAAAUCUUUCUCUGGUGUAUUGACUACUACAGUUGUAUACUGAUCUACUUUGUGUUUUACAAAGACUCGUACUACAGUAGCAAUGCAGAACAAUAUCGCAAUAGAAAAGUUUAAAAAGAGGUAAAAUCAGGCAAAACAUAUGACAGCAACCAAGGCCAGUUGACAACAUUUCACUGGUUACGUCUUUGACAUUGUUACGCCUGUGGGCAGGAAUGUUAGGUCAAUUAUUAGUUGCAUAGCAGUAGAAGAACAACAUCAAGAACACCAAAAAUGUCAGCAGCACAGCACAUAUCAGGAACCCAACACACACACACACACUGCCUGGCCCUGUUAGAGAACCCUGUAUCAUGGAUACAAAACCUACAAUGUACAAUCUUAGAUCCUCACACAAGGCUUUUGUGUGUGGAUACAGACUUGGCCCAUCUUGCCAAGGAAAACAUCUACUACAUUUUCCUAUAUAUCAUCUGUUACGUUAGACCACCACAAUAUUCUGUUCUGUGGGCCAGUAGAUUGGCCCUAUUUUGUAUAAAGUCUGUAGUACUCUUAAGUGCCUAAUAAUAUUUUCCGGAAUACAGUAGAUGUAGUAAUAUACUGUCACUUGUCACAACAUGUCUGAUGUACUAGGAGUUUACAUGCAUAUAUUUGCACAAAAAAAAGACUAUUACUUAAAGUAGAGUAAAGCUUUGUUCUUGUACAGAGUUGAUCUAUAACAGUUUUUAAUCUUUGCAGCAUCAUUUAUGGUCAAAGGCAUGCAAGCAGCUAAGCAAAGGCCAUAAGAGAUGUAGGCACUACCUUUGCCACUAUUUUGUACAGCAACUGGUUGCAUUGAAAUGGUCAC
Molecule: messenger RNA, 3087 nt
Organism: Branchiostoma floridae (Florida lancelet)
Lineage: Eukaryota; Metazoa; Chordata; Leptocardii; Amphioxiformes; Branchiostomatidae
Product: SET domain-containing protein 9-like
Exons: 6
Coding region: 111-1340 (409 amino acids)
Molecular function (GO): protein binding
Source: RefSeq, a predicted model, not a curated record